Octodon degus (degu) is the source of this 2992-nucleotide messenger RNA. RefSeq names its product insulin like growth factor 1 (gene Igf1). Gene Ontology annotation, molecular function: growth factor activity; hormone activity. Lineage: Eukaryota; Metazoa; Chordata; Mammalia; Rodentia; Octodontidae. Gene Ontology annotation, cellular component: extracellular region. The transcript has 4 exons. Bases 432 to 824 code for a protein of 130 amino acids. The record is from RefSeq and is a predicted model, not a curated record.
AAUACUUCACCGCCAGGACUUGUCUUGGUCAAGUAAGUGGCUCGCGAGUUGAGGACAUCCCGUGUCAGACAGCUGAUUCUGCCGUCCUUGCGACGCCGGCUCACCCCAGCCACCUUGCUCCGACAGAAGUAAAGCCAGCGAGCGGCUCUGCUGUGGGUCCGGCAGCUGGGGCAGCUGCCACCCUGCUCACGAGAUCAAGGAGGCUGUGGAAUGUUAUCUCCGCGUUGCUUACGAGUUUGGAAAAUUGUCUCCAAAUGAACUUUCCCUGCUGUGUGUGCUGAGCUAGCAACGCGGGGCUAACCUUUCCCUGUACUCGCAGUGGGAAGUGCCUGCAAGCCUGUGGACUCGCGAACGUUACGGGGGUAGGAAGGUGUCCUGCUCCGAGGCAAAGUCCACAGUCUGACUGCCGCAGUCUGAGUCCCCAGGGAAAGAUGCGUGCUAUGUCCUCUUCGCAUCUCUUCUACCUGGCCCUCUGCUUGCUCGCCUUCACCAGCUCGGCCACAGCGGGACCAGAGACACUGUGCGGCGCUGAGCUGGUUGACGCCCUCCAGUUUGUGUGUGGAGACAGGGGCUUUUACUUCAACAAGCCCACGGGGUACGGCUCCAGCAGUCGGAGGGCGCCGCAGACAGGCAUCGUGGACGAGUGCUGCUUCCGGAGCUGCGACCUGCGGAGGCUGGAGAUGUACUGUGCGCCCCUCAAGCCUGCCAAGUCGGCCCGCUCCGUCCGCGCCCAGCGCCACACUGACAUGCCUAAGACGCAGAAGGAAGUACAUUUGAAGAAUGCAAGUAGAGGGAGUGCAGGCAACAAGAACUUCAGGAUGUAGGAAGACCCACCUGGAGAGUGGAGAAUGACGUGUCACCGCAGCAUCCCUUGCUCUGCACAAGUCACCUGUUAAAACAUUGGAACACCUCCCAAAACAUAAGUUUGACAACAUUUCAAAGAUGGGCAUUUCUCCCCAGUGAAAUAUACAACUAAAUAUUCCAACAUUGUCUUUAGGAGUGAUUGUUGUAAGCUUUGCACUUGCAAAAAUGGUCUUGGAGUUGGUAGAUUGCUGUUGAUUCUUUAUAAGUAAUGUUCUAUAGAGAAAAACGUAUCUAUCUUAGUCCCUGCCUCUCAAGAGCCACAAUGCAUGGGUGUCAUUUAGAUCCAGUUGCACUAAAUUCCUCUCUAAAUCUUGGCUGCUGGAACAGUUCAGCAAUCUGUCUUAGUGGUUUAUGAAUUGUUUUCUUAUUUGCACUUCUUUCUACGUAACACAAACUGUUGGUCUUACAGUGUCUAACAGUCUUUGUCUGUGUCCACCACUCCCUUCAUUACGUUUGCAAUUCGGCAACCAUGGCCUCCUCGGAAGCGCUGCUAAGUAGGCAUGCCACCCACCGAGUUUUAAUCUACCAGACUCCACCUGUGGCAUUUAUACCAAACAUAAAUUGAUACAUUUAUUUUACACACAAAACUUUAAUUUUUCCACAUUACAACACACACACACACACACACACACACACACACACAUACAAAUCAGACAAAACAGUUGCAACUUUGAGGCCAAUCAUUUUUAGGUGUACGUUUGAAACACAGAAAGUCUCUUAAACUCUCAGCAGUUCCUUCAAAGGGUGAGUUAGUGUGCAACCCGAUUGUCCUUCUCUUGUUUUAUUUUUUCCAUAUAGAGCACUAUGUAAAUUUAUCAUAUCAAUAAUACAGGAUAUAUCAAAUCAUAUGUAAAACUCUGGUUUUUUUAGUACAAUGGUGCUAUUUUGUAGUUUGUUACAUGAAAGAGUCUGGUCAAAAUGGUAAAAGGUGAAAGCAAAAUGGAAGGGAAAGCCUGGAGCCAAAGACGGCGCAGAGAGGGUGGAGAAGGGAGAAGCCCGUCCCUUGGGGGAGGACACAACCCACCCCGUGACCCUGCCCCAGCUUCAGAUGCAGGAGUCCAUACAUGCAGCCUUGACCAGGGAGUCCAGAGGAAGCUGUGGAAUGCCAAGAGUAGAAGGCCAGGGCUUGUGAGUACUGGUUUCUUUUUCUCACUGAAGAAAUGAACACCUAGGCACUCUGCCAUGGACUCACCACUGCGUGAUCUUGGGCUAGUCCUUUCACCUCUCUGUGCCUGUCUCCUCAUCCGAAAAAUGGGGGCAAUAUGUCAUCUACCUACCUCAAAGGGGUGGUAUGAGGAUUAACAAGAUUAAAGUCAGACUUGUACCCAGCUUUGCUAUGAGGGUGCAACACCAGAGCCCCCGAAGUGCUAAGGUGCAAGGAAUUCUACCAGCAGCCGCUCCCCACACAGCUAGAGAGCCUGGGCGGCGUGCUCCUGGUAGCUCAGUUCCAGCCAAUGCUAGACAACCAACCAACUAGGGUUUAAAGCUAGCAGCUCAGUAUCUCCAAACUCUCCAAAAAGUUAGAAACAUUCACUUUACAGUUUGGUUUUGGAUUCCACCUUUGAACAUAUAAAUAUAAAGCUAAGUGAAAAGGGAGAAAGGAAAAGGAAAAAAGUAGAGAAAAAAGAUUUCUACCAGUGAAAGGGCACUUGAUUAUUCCACUACUCAGCACUUACUGGUUCUCCAGAUAGCCUUACUCACCUAGUAACACCUCUUUUAAUAUUAUAAAUAUACUCUAUUUAUGUUGAAAAAUACAUUUUUCUUCUCUUUGGACAAUAUAAGAAAAAUGUCCCAAAUUUUUAAAGAUUGAAAUAACAUCUAAUAAAAAGUCACAAAAGAACUUCCCUCAAUGCAUUCGUAUUCUUGGUUGUAUAUGCACAUAUAUUUUUUAAUUUUGUUAAAAGAUGCUAAGUAGAGUUGCUAGUUGAGAGGCAGCACUUGUGUUCCCAAUCUUGAAAUUCCCCUCGUGUCUACCUGGCUUUCAUUGAGGCUGGACCUUCAACAUUUAACCCAACACUGACACCCGGAAAAUCCUGCGGUGAGGACAGGCCAUCAUGGAGGCUAGAAAUUGCUCCUGGUCUCUGGAUCAAAACUUUCCUUUUAGACAAUAAAUUAUCCAGCAUUCAGA